Messenger RNA from Chanos chanos (milkfish), 1636 nucleotides. RefSeq names its product mitotic spindle organizing protein 2B (gene mzt2b). Bases 96 to 728 code for a protein of 210 amino acids. Gene Ontology annotation, cellular component: centrosome; spindle. The transcript has 5 exons. Lineage: Eukaryota; Metazoa; Chordata; Actinopteri; Gonorynchiformes; Chanidae. The record is from RefSeq and is a predicted model, not a curated record.
CAUCAACAUGCUUGUCAUGUACAUUUCUGGUGUCUUUUGAGGCUGUGUAGAAAGAGUAAUUGCACCUAGUGUAUUUGCCCAGUGGAAUUUUAGUUAUGUCUCACUCAGCGCAAACCAACCCGAUGCCCACCGCACCGGACUCGCCUGCCUUGGGUGUCACGGUCAGCGGAAAUGUACAGAAAUACAGCAUAAAGAAGAAAAAAGUCCUAAACGCAGAAGAGACUGAACUCUUUGAGCUCACACAAGCCGCGGGUAUUGUCAUGGAUCAGGAGGUCUUUAAGAUCAUAGUGGAUCUUUUGAAGAUGAACGUUGCUCCGCUAGCCGUCUUCCAGACCUUAAAGGCAAUGUGUGCGGGCCAAAGGAUCACAGACACAUCCACUGGUGACACUUCUACUGCAUCUCACUCCACCACAGCCCCCACUGAAUCCAAAGAGGAUGACUCUGUAGUUACUGGAAAGAGCACUAAAAAUCCCACCCCACACCCUACCCCAUCCACUCCCGCUGCACGCCCUGCCAGGGGAGGGGCUAAGAUAGUGGUCUACGGCACAUCUGACACGAGUUCUCCACUCUCUCAAGUGCGCAGUAAAGGGGGGACAGGACAUGGGGAGAAGUCCGGCCGGGAUGGCUCCAGCCAGCGGGUCCCACGACAGACUAGUGCCACCAGGGGGCAGAAGAGUGCCAAGAGUUCUGGCAGUAGCAGCUCAUCCUCCCAGCUUACCUCCAGUUAAACCUGUAAAUAAACAGAGCCUGCAGAGCAAACUCUGCAACAAUGUAUUUACACUUUAACAACUGAUCGAGGGUUAUGAUUAAGAGGAAUAAUUUGUCCCCGGAUCAGCAAUGCACUCAAAACCUAUUUUAAACUGCACUUUGGUGAAGUCUGGUGCAGGCCAGUGUUGACGAGCAAGAAAAUGGUCUACUUCAUCCCUAAAAUACAUCUCCAUCCUGAGAAGACUUGUCCUUUUAUUGUUUUCUUCUCCUGGUCUUCUGAUGGCUUCUGAAGAGGGAUCCAUUCAUCAGUGAAUUACUGAUUUUUGUGUGUUGAAUAAUUUAAAAAGGGGGGGGGGUGUCCAGCAACCUUUGUCUCUUCCUGUUUCAGAGUUCUGCCUGUUUAAGUGCUUAUAUGAAAGAUUUCAGCAGUGCACAGUAAUUGCUUGAGGAGUCCAGGAGAAGUCAGCAUUUCUGGAUUGGGAGAGCAGACUUUUCAGAUGUGUGUAGAAGUGUUCUGUAGAUGGAUCUGUCUGUACAGAACUUUAACAAAAACCCAUCUCUGUAUUAACCAAAACUGUCACCCCAAGAGCCUUUACCUUGUUUUAGAAGAUAGAUGUCUCAGUGUCCAGGAAUUUCCAUUCUUUUUUUGAUGAUGUGAUCAACAUUUAUGAUUAUGGUGUUGUGGUUUUAUCAUCAGGACAAAUGAAUUCUGUCAGACUUUUCCAUCCUGCUUUGUUUAAAUGAACUUCCACUGUAAAUAGUGAAAAGUGUAUUGUUUGUUUUUGCAAAAUUGUCGAACGGACAUUGCAAAGCAUUGCAAUUCUACACCACGGCAUUGUGUGUGAUAUGCAUUAUAUAAGCCAAGCUUAUGUAAACAGGGUCCGCCUUAUGUCAGCAUUUUUGUGAGCAAAAUAAAGUUCCUAAAAGU